This is a messenger RNA of Hydra vulgaris (swiftwater hydra), 3576 nucleotides long. RefSeq lists its product as uncharacterized. The record is from RefSeq and is a predicted model, not a curated record. Lineage: Eukaryota; Metazoa; Cnidaria; Hydrozoa; Anthoathecata; Hydridae.
UGUGCAUAUAUUGAUUUAAUUUAGUGAUGAUAGCAAUGGAAAACUUAGGUAGAUGUGCUAGCAGCAUUGAAGUUGAAAAUGCUUUUGUACAGAGUAUAAUGAUGAUUCCUUUAAUUCUUCAGGUUGAAGAAUCUCUACUGUCGCUUGGUAGCCAUGGGAAUGUUGAUGGAGUUUUCUACUGCAUUUUAAUUAAAGUUAAUGCUUUAGGAAGGGAAACAUUGGCUAGGUAGCAAAAGUCGUAUUCACAAAAGCAGAACUUUUAAUCGCUUUGUAUAUGAUUGUAAAGGUGGCUUGAAUGAAAGUCUAAAAAAAUUAAUAUUUGAGCUAAAUAAAAAUGAUUUUUGCAUUUGUUAUCAUCUAAUUACUGCUUGUCUUCUUAAAGACCAAUUAUGGGAGGGCAUUCAUCAAGGAAACAAAAAGUAUUUUAUUUGCCAACCUACAGAAAAAGCAGCUGAAUGGGAGAGUUCUCUUAUGCUUCACAGAAGUAACCCCCAGGGAGCUUCAAUGUACGGAAAACUUUGGAGUGUAUUGUUAGAAAAUCCAUCAUUAGAAGAUCAGUUUAGAAUUCUUUCCGAUAUUCCCAACCAUCAUAAAUGGAAAUGGGAUAAACCUCUUAAAAUUCUAAGAUAUGAACAGAAAUUUUCGAAUUCAUGCAGGUAUUUUCCUGGUUCUCCAAGAAACCGAAUUCUUCAGGCCUCUUUUUAUCGAGUUGGCUCUGAAGUUUCAAAAGCAAAAAAGAGUAGAAUAUCUUUCGAAGAGUGUUCUCUUGACCAUGAGUUUCAAUAUAAUUACUUACCUUGUGGAAAUAAAGUUGUUUCAAACAAUAUUGGUACAAUUUCUAGUAAUGAGGUUUUUUGAAUACUUUUGUGCUGAACUUUUUAGUCAUGGUGUUCUGUGUUGGCGUGUUAGAAAACCGUCUUUAAAUAUAUGUGUCAUGAACAAUUACAAUCAUGAGAAUGGUAAUUUUCAAGAUAAAGAGUUUGUUCAUGUAAAAGCAGAAACCAUAUGUUCUUCGACUAUAUACAACUGCUCGUGUAAAACAUUCUCAUCGUGCUUUUUUCAAUCAGAAGAUACAACAAAUGUCAAUAAUUGUUGUCAUUGUCGGCUGCUAAACCAGUUAAUGCAAAUGCUUAAUGAUCCUAAAUUCAUCCCAGAAAAUAGUUUAUUAAGCAAAAAAAAACUUAUGAAUAGUUUAAUCUAUCUCACAUCAAAUGUUUUUAAGUUAACUUCCAAAUCUGGAGUUGAAAGAUAUUCUGUAGUUGCUGAUUCCUGUGCUUUUGUUACGAUUUUUGAAAUUUUGAAAUCAUCACGCAAAGUAAUCAAAUGUCAUGAUUCAGAGUGUCAAGUAUCUGAAGGAUCUACUCGUCAGAUUAAUAAUCUACAAAAUGGUUGCUUAUGUCCGCACCUAAAAGUCUUUAGAGAAUAUUUUUAUCUUCUUCAAAACACAGGAGAAUCAAUUUCUAAUGACUCUGAGUUAGAAGAUAAUAUUCAUUUACCAAGGGAAAAGUGGGAAGAUGUUUUUAAUGUUGCAUCUGGUUUAUGGACAUUUGGAAUUAAUGCACCAAGUAAAAAGACUGUUUCUCAUGACCAAUUUAAUAAAAAGUUUAGCAGUGACAUUGUAAAUAGGCAGUCUGCUACCAAUGGACAUCGGUUUAUACCUUCUAUUGAUCUAGACAUCUGUGACUGUGGUGCUGGGUGGGUAUCUGAAUCUGUUUUAUCUGGUUAUACAGAAUUUUACCAUAAAAUAAAUAUGUAUACAGAUUGGGAAGUAAUUGAAUGUGAUAUUUUUUUGAGAAAAUGUUUAUCCAAUACUUGUACAUCUUAUUGGGAUGGCUGUGAAGACUCUGUUUUUUGUUUAUCUAAAUCCACUUGUGCAGGUUAUGAAUUAGGUUGGGAGUUUGUUGAUUUUGUUUUGUCGAAAGGAACAUUUAGUGGUUUUGUUAGUUUGUAUUCAAACAAAUAUAAACGUAGAAGUACCUCUCUUUUGCCAUUUAUGUCUACACAGACAUUUAUUGAUUGGUUUUUUGCUUGGGCUUCCCAUAUGCACAUUGACUUUAGAGAAAAAUGUCAUAUGUGCCCAGAAAAUCAACAAAUACCAGUUUUAGCAUGUGAUGCAACUAAAAUCGGAAUCAGCUUCAAAAAUUCAUUUGUAAAACCUAUAGAGUCACCUGAACUUAAUGAGAUUAUUCCUACACCGUUGCGACGACUAGAUAGGUCAUUUAUAUUUAAUUCCAUAAAAUUAGAUUCUAAACAGUUUUCAGAUGCUAGGGUUUAUCUAAGAAAGGUUUGUAUUUUUAUUCUGUCUGUUGACAACUCUGAUUUUAUAAAUUUUGAUGCUGAUACAUUAAAGUUGAACUCAAUUCUUGUGGACUACAUUCCUCCUGAAUGCGUACCAUCAUUUCAGCUAAUGGUUUCUGAAUCACCUGUUCCAAAUCUUUUGCGAUUGUCUUAUGCCAAAGUUUUUAAAAUUCUUGCUGCUGAUAGCUCCCUAGAUUCAUUAAUUCCAUUGCGAUUUACUGAUGAAAUUGUUUGUAUAUGUGAACAAUUUUUAUCCAAUCAGGGUGAUUGUGAACUUGUUGUUAAAUUUUGUUAUUUAUUGCGUUGUUUUUCUCCAGAGCUAGCAAGACUCGUUGAAAUAUCCUCCAACUUCAACAAUACACCUUCUGGUGAUAUUUUGGUAUUAAUACAAUAUUGUUGCAACUUUGUAAAAAAAAUUCAUUUUAGUGAUGUUCAACCAAAUAAUGCAGAAGUCAUUGAAGGUACUUAUAAUCCACCACGAUAUGGUAGAGCAUAUUAUUUUGAAAAACAUGGGUGCCAAAUAAGGAAAAUGCGAUUGUUUUCUGCAGAUAAAAACUCUAAUAGUAACCUGUUUGAUGAUAUUCCAUCAGAAAUUUGCAAUAAAGUGUUUCCACAAGUAUCAAAAAAAGGUGUAUCUUUUCUUUUUUUAUGGUUUUGCCCUAUGCAUGGCCAUUGCUAUGGGUUCCAUAUUAUUCCAGGAUCUGAGGGAAGGAAAGACCCGCAUGCUUCAUUGUAUACGCACCUUGAAAUUGCUCCGGAAAAUGUUGUUUAUGACUUUGCUUGCAGCUUGUCAGAGUUUUGUCAUAACCGUGAAUCUGGAUAUUUUAAAAAUACCUCUUUUUUUCAUGAUGUAUUUCAUGGUUAUACGCACAAAUGUGCAGAUGUCUUUCGGUGUAACCGUUUGGGUAGUUUUUAUCCAAUAAAUUCAUCUAUCUGCGAACAAUUUAAUAGCUUUUUACAAAAUAUAAAAUCUUCUGCUAAAUUAAUGACACAAACUCAUUUUUGUUUUUAUCUUCAAUUUUUUAUAUAUAUUUGGAACCAGCGGAAAAAAAAUUUAUUUGAAAAAAGAGUUAUUGUAUCUGAAUAUACUAAAGAUUGACUAAAGUGGAACAUAAUGUAUAGUAUAAAACUUGCUGAAGUCAUUUUUAAAAAUCAGGUGCCAUUAUGGUUGACUUUAAAAAAUUUACUGUAAUCAAUAUGUUUAAUAUAAACUGUAAUCAAGAUGUUACAGAAAACUAUUUAUUAUUUAUAUUUUAGUUAAAAAAAAAUUUCUUUAUA